This is a messenger RNA of Oncorhynchus masou masou (cherry salmon), 4170 nucleotides long. RefSeq names its product von Willebrand factor A domain-containing protein 5B1-like. Lineage: Eukaryota; Metazoa; Chordata; Actinopteri; Salmoniformes; Salmonidae. Bases 193 to 4164 code for a protein of 1323 amino acids. The record is from RefSeq and is a predicted model, not a curated record. The transcript is spliced from 23 exons.
GAAAAGCCAGAGCCAUUUAAUUAAUAGUUUCUCUGCCCACCUGUGACAGCUGGCAUUUCCUCUACGCCAUAUACUGUAGAGGCAAGAAAAAAAGGAGGGAAGAGAAAUAGAAGGGAAAGGACAUCUUUCAUGAAAAGUGGGCAUCCAAAAGACAGACAUAAUUUCACUCCCAGUUGACACAAAUGAAAGUCUAUGAUUGGUAAUGAAAAGAAACUCAAACAUAAAAGAAGCAUCACCAUGCCAGGCCUGAUCAACAAGGAGAGACAGAAUGCUCUGCCUCUCAGUGUCUCCGAGAUCACUUCCUGUGUCAGAGGUUACACUCUAGCCCUGACAGCAUCCAUGACCUACAACAACUUCGAGGACCAUCCUAUUGAAGGUAUCUUCAUUUACCCACUGGAAGAAUGCUCUACCGUUGUGGGAUUCGAGGCUAUGAUCUCCAGCCAAAUAAUAACAGUGCAAAUCAAAGACAAGUCCAAGAUGGAUGACUGUUACUUUGAUUGCUGCACUACAGCUAAUGGAGCCCUUCAGAGUGGCAGUGGACAGAUAGUGCUGGACGAGGACUUGGAGAGGACGGUGUUGGUGGUGAAUCUGGGGGUCAUCCCACCUCUGGAGACGGUCAACGUGCUGGUCAGCACCUCCUCUGAGCUGCCCACCUUGCCGGACGGGGGAAUCCGUGUCACGUCACCCUCCGUGUGCACCCCGAGGGUCCAGAGGACCAUCAACGAGGAGCAGGGACUCUCCCCUAACUUCCAGAACAGAACGAGGGACAGGCAUAAUUGUGCACUGGGUCCACAUGACCAGACACCCAUAAAUCCCCAGCUGUGCAUGGCCCUGCUACUGGAGGAAGAGGCCAUCAACUCCAUCGACUAUGAGUUUAGCUUCCAGCUGGAGAUCAGAGCCCCCUAUCUCCUUGCAGGUGUGGAGAGCCCCUCUCAUGCAAUCCGGGCCGACGCAGACCCCCUGGCCCGCUCAGCCACCAGCGUUGUCAUCACCCUGGCUGACAAAUACACCUACGACUGCCCUGUGGAGAUCCUCAUCUACCCCAGCGAUCCUCAUCUACCACAUGUGCUGAUUGAGGAUGGAGACAUGACACUGGAGGAGUACGAUGAUCACCUCGCGGGGAAGAGUGACUUCAUCAAGGCCACCAAGAAGGACUCCAGCAAUGAAAAGAAAGUGGAUAUAAUUCGUAAGCGUCUCCACAAGGACAUCCUUCACAACCCUGUGGUCAUGCUCAACUUCUGCCCAGACCUCAAGUCCAUGACCUCUGACCUGAGGAAGGUGCAUGGAGAGUACAUCUUCCUCAUUGACCGCAGUGGGAGCAUGAGCGGGGUCAACAUCAGCCGUGUCAAGGAUGCCAUGGUGGUGAUUCUGAAGAGCCUUGUGCCUGCCAGCCUCUUCAACAUCAUUGGCUUUGGCUCCACAUUCAAAACACUGUUUACUACCAGUCAGAGCUAUGAUGAGGAAACAGUAACCAUGGCUUGUGAGUACAUCAAGAAGAUCCGAGCUGACAUGGGCGGCACCAACAUCCUGGCACCGCUCAAAUGGAUCCUGAGGCAACCAAUGCACGCAGGUCAUCCUCGCAUGCUCUUCCUGCUCACGGACGGGGCUGUCAACAACACAGGGAAGGUCAUCGAGCUGGUCCGCAGCCAUGCCCGCUACACCAGGUGCUACACCUUCGGCAUCGGUCAGAGUGCUUGCAGGAGACUGAUGACAGGACUGGCAGCCGUUUCCAAAGGAACGGCAGAGUUCUUGGCAGAAGGGGAAAGACUGCAGCCCAAGAUUAUUAAGUCGCUGAAGAAGACCAUGGCCCCAGUGCUGAGUGACAUAGCCAUCGACUGGUUGUUCCCUGACACCAAGGAGGUGUUGCUCUCCCCAGUGGGCUCCACAUUCCUGUUCCCUGGGGACUGUUUGAUUGGCUACAGCGUGGUGUGCGACACCACGCGCUACCAUCCCAAUCCCAAAUCUGAUAAAAGGAGGCGAUACAGUAUGAUGCAUUCCAAUGUGUCAGCUAGCUCAGUGUUUUACCACUCCCAAGAGGAGGACCCAGAGACGACUACAGGCUUCUCUGACGGUCCAGGGAUGCACAGGGACAUACACUCAAGCUUGCCGUUGGACUCCUAUCUGGACUCCAUGUCAGAAAGCAGCCCUGGCCCCACAGAACACAAAGCCAUGGGAAUAGAGAGCAAAACGUCACCGAGAAGACGUGUGUAUAGCACCAGCCAGAUAGUGGAAUACAACCAAAACAUGAAGAAGACCUGCACUCCCAGUGACCCCAGCUCUGUAGAGGGGAAGAACCCACUGAGGAGAGCUAAGGUCCAGGAGCUGAAUGGACAGACCAGCCCUGACUAUGGAGCACAGUGGAAGACUGAAUACCACCCACAGCUAGUGAACCUGUGUGCCACAUCUGCCACGGCUUCCAGGGAGCGCCCUGCCAACGGCACUUCUCACACACCCUCCCCCCAUCUGGAGUGGGCUCCCCAAGAGGUGGACCCAGAGCAGGCCCAGCCCCCCGGCUCCAACCUGCAGGCCGAAGCCACCAGGAGCAGGGCUGACCCAGAGCACGCUCCAGGAGGAACCAAGAGCACCGGUUGGGAGGACUGCUCCUCCUCCACUGACCCUUCUGUCGGCAGCUUAGGAGACGCAGACUGCUACCCCAAUCAGCUGUGUGAGAUAGAAUCCCCCCAGGAGCCUCCAGCCACGCCAGACCUGAACACCACCCCAGACUGUCAGGAGGUGGUGAAGGGGGACUGUAAGGCCGUGGUGUCGGGCCUGCUCUGCGGGAAGCCAGUCAAGUGGGAGGUGACCUUUGACAUAAACCCCUACCUGAAGGGCAGAGAGCGGGAAGAGAAAGUUCACGAGGAACUGUGGAACGAAACGUUCCAUCAUCUGGCUGGACGUUCCAUUAUUCAGGAUUUUGAAAACAUGGCAGAUAAGGAGUGUGAGAUUGAGCAUGGUUCUGGCAGAAGAUGCCAGUUGUAUGCCAUCCACACCAGCAAGGCCUGUAACAUUCUCAGUAAAUACACUGCAUUUGUCCCUGUUGAUCUGGACACUAAUGAAUAUCUACAGACUUUAAUCAACUACAUCAACCCAGGUGAGGGUCGGAAGUGGGGCUCUCGCUCGGGGAGUAGGAAGAACCAGGUUUACUCCAUCGGACUGGGCCGCUCCCAGUCUGGUUGCAUGUCAGAGGAGGCUGAGGAUGGGCAUCUGCACCCCAGUGUGGAAGAUGGGGCCUCUCCAUGCAGCUCCCCCUCAUCCUCUGCCUGGGAAAGAAGCAGCUUUACAAAUGCCCCCCAGAGGAGCCCGUCUGUGACCUCAGACCAAUCACAGAAGUUGGUGGAGAGCCUCUUCUCAGCCAGGCUGACUCUCAGCCGGACAAGACUUCUGACCCGGGCUGCCAGGGGCUUCAUGUUUGGCUCAAACAGCAAAACCAGCAACUCUGUAGGAGAGAGCGAGACUGAAAAAAAAGACUACAUUCCUCUGGUGUCCUUACAGUUGGCAUGUGGUGCGUUCUGCCUGGACAGCGCUCUGUGUGAGGCCAUCAAUGUGCACAUGGACAAGCUGAAGUGGACAUCUCCCUUCACCAGCCACCGGGUCAGUCUGAGUCACCACGUCUCCCACUCAGCCAGUUGCCGCUCAGACAGCAGCACUGCAGAGGACAGCCAAAAGUCCACCUCUCCGUCUCCAUUUGAGAGCUCAGCUAAAGUAACAGAGACCAGCCUGGCAGGCCACCACCAGACUGGAGACCUGGCUGUCAGCAGCCACAGCCAGACGGGCCACAGCCCCUCACACCUGGCCAGGAGUCUCCGGGCCGAGCCCCCUCUCUACCCUCAUUCCCUGACUGACGGCGGACGGGGCUCGAAGUCGGAGAGUGUGGAAAGCCCCCCAGCAGCGCCCCUUGGGUCUGAGAAGAGACUGGAUACGGAGGGCAUGGUGUGGGCCACGGCUGUAGCCCUGGCCUGGCUGGAGCACAGCUCGGCCAGCUACUUCAUAGAGUGGGAGCUGAUAGCAGCUAAGGCUAGCAUGUGGCUCAGUGCCCAGAGCAUCCCUGAAGGAAAGGACUUAGCCUCGGUCAAGUCUGCUGCCAACCAGCUCUUUAUCAUCCUCAGACACUGGGACGAGAACCUGCAGCUCAACAUGCUCUGCUACAACCCCAACAGUGUCUGAUCGCAU